AUGACAUCUCGGCCAACUACUGCUCGUCCAAAAACUUCCGCUGGUACACGAGCUACUUCAGCUAGGCUUCGUAAACCACCGUUAUCAUCUAUACAUGUUAACAACCAAUAUGAAGUUACGGAACGGCCAAUUAGUCGUGCGGCAAUGGUAUCGGAAUCAGUCGCGCAAAUUACAGCAACCCGAACGAUGAGUCGAAUUGGAUCUAAUCCACAAACACGGAUGAAUUCAGCUUCGAGUAACGAAAGAGUUCGAAAUCGAAUAGGCAUAGGUCAAAGUGCAAGAUUAGUAUCAGGUACUAUUCAAACAGCACCACGCGGUACUGCAAUGAGACCUGUAACACAACAAGGAUUAACUGGUGUCAGGGCACCAACCAGAAUUGGAGCUGGACGUUUCAUAGUCGAUAAAAGCUAUUACAUGUCAUUACUUCGAACACAAAUGAACAAUUUGAUGAGCGAAACUGAUAAACUACGUGGUGAAUUGAAUAAAGGUGAACGUGAUCGACAGAAUUUACUAAUUUAUGAAAAGAAGGCAGAAGAAGAAGCGAAUAUAAUAAGAACAUUGCAAGGACGUUUGUUGGAUUGUAAUAAGGUAGUAGAUUUGAUCAAUACAAAUUCGGAAUUACAUGAAGUUGAAGAUGAAUUAGCGGAAUUAUAUGAACAUCGUAGUGAUGCAGAAAGAAGCUUAGCGGAGUUAGUUGAAGAUCGACAUAUGAAAGAUGAAGAUAUAUGCAAGGUUGAAAAUGAAAUCGAAGAACAGAAAGCUCGAAAUAAUGCUAAAUUUCAUUCGAUGAAUCCAACAAUUUAUGAUGCAUAUGAGAAGCUAAAGAUGGAAAAUGAAAAAUUAUUAGAAGAAUAUCGGAUCAAACAGGAAAUACUAAACGAAUUGAAUGAAAAGAAGAAAGAAUUUGAUGAACAUUUGGCGAAAUUUCCCCUCAAACAGCAAGCCACCGUAUUUUAUGAACGUUUGGCAGAAUUAGAAGAGAAAAAGAAUAAUAUAAUUAAUGAAAUAAAUGCGGAAGGUACACCAAAUGAACAAAGGGAACAUUUACUACAAGCUGUUAUUCGUACAACUGAUGAAAUUAAUGUAAUGCAAAAACAAUUGGAUGAUGUAAAUGAGCAAAUUGAGCAAUUAUCAGAAGAAUUACGAGAAUUUGAUAUUGAAAUGGAGAAUGUCGCAGGCAAAAAGAACGAGAAAUAUCGGGAGCUUAAACUAAAAGAAAUGCAAAUAGAUGAAUUUUUGAAUUCGUACGACAGUUUGAAAACGAACGAAGAAUCACAAAUUGAUCAGAUAUCUGCUGAAGUGGUCCGUAUAUUAGAAUUACUUUCAACAAAUAUUACAAACUUGUAUUUAAUUUCCCAAAACACUAACCCAGAUUUUACUGAAUUGAAGAACGAUGAAAAUAUUCCUGCAUCAGCAUUAAAAGAAUUAUAUGUUAGUUUGCAAGAAGAAUUAUUUGGAAUGGAUAAGUUGGAAAAACAUCUUAAAACGGACAACAAUCAAAUUAAUGAAAGAAUAAAAGAAAUGGAUGAAAAGAUGGAAAAUUUUGAAAAUAUCGAAGAUUUGAAAAUUCGUAAAAAGCAAAAGCAUCAAGAAUUAGAAAGUCGACGUGAAAUUUUAACCGAAGAAUUAUCGAAAGCUAACAAUUUAUAUCAGAAGUUGAUGGAUGAAUUAGAACAAACAAAAUAUAAACUCGAAAAGAAAGAUGAAUAUAUCAAAUUGAAAAAUGUAGAAAAGAAAUGGCAAUCUGUGGAAAAAACUUUAAAUGCUUUACGUGAAGCAGCAGCGCAGCGAGAAAUGGAAACAAAUUAUAAAGUUUUUAAGGAGGAGGCAUUACAGCUUAAAGCAGAAUACAAUGAAACACUGAUCGCAUCUAUGAGACUUUGA
Messenger RNA from Cercopithifilaria johnstoni, 1884 nucleotides. The record is from the annotation of a GenBank genome assembly. Lineage: Eukaryota; Metazoa; Nematoda; Chromadorea; Rhabditida; Onchocercidae.